AACUUUUACAACGGAAUCUGUUUCAUCCGCAUUCAUUUCUUCGAUUCCGACGCCCCCUUUCUGAUUUUGCUGCCAUGUUUCUUCCAACGCCCCAACGUCUGAUAAUUGAUAGCUCUUUCACCUCGUUCACCCUGUUGCUUUCCCGUUUGAACACUGCAAGUUGAAGCAAACGAUCGAGUCGAGACCGAACAAAGCCUACCGCCGCCCAUCGAUAUCCCCCUCCCUCCCAGGUCCCCUACUAAAUUCCUUCAGAUAUGUCUUCCGACAGCCCCAUGCACCCACCCGCACCCGCAUCCCCACCCUUAGACGCAUCAUUCCCGCGCCUCCCCACCACCCCGCCGCCGGAGCACACCCCCGCAGAGCGCCUCAAACUCGGCGCGCGCUACUUCAACUGGCUGAUGCUGACGACCCAGCAUCACGGGUCGGUCGACCUAGAGCGGCUUGUGAACGCCAAGGGGGCAUGCAUGCUGCGGGCGCCGUGGACGUGGAGUGAAAUCCUCGGGACUGGUACGCGCCACUGGCUGGCGGUCGGACGGUUCUACGGGCUCGGCUGGACCGAGGCUACGCCGGAGACAGCGAUCAUCAAUCAGUGGUGCGACUUCGUGGGCGUGCCACCCCACGAGUCCGUCGACCUGGAGCGGCUCGUGAACGACGAGGGGGCCUUCAUGCAGCGGGCGCCGUGGACGUGGAGCGUUAUCGUCGGGACUGGCAUGGGCGGCUGGCUGGCGGUCGGACGGUUCUACGGGUUCGGCUGGACCGAGGCUACGCUAGUGACAGAGGUCACGGAUCAGUGGUGUGACUUCGUGGGCGUGCCGGUCACUCUAUGGGGGUUAUUUCGCGGGACAGGAGUGCUCGAGCAUGGUUCACGGGAAGGGACGGACCAGGGCGCGCCAAUGGCGGGUAAAAGCAUUGUCGGGGUGCGCGCUCGUUUUUGUGGUCGCUGCUAG
Tricharina praecox is the source of this 947-nucleotide messenger RNA. RefSeq lists its product as uncharacterized. The record is from RefSeq and is a predicted model, not a curated record. NCBI's taxonomy places the organism in Eukaryota, Fungi, Ascomycota, Pezizomycetes, Pezizales, Pyronemataceae. The transcript is spliced from 2 exons. The coding region runs from base 255 to 947 and encodes 230 amino acids.